UCUGCGUGUCACGUCAGCGCUGCCUGUUUCUGCAGCGCGGCUUUUCCUCGCACCGCAAUCGCGUCCGCAAAUAUAUCAUCAUCAUCAUCAUCAUCAUCAUCUAACUGGAAACUGUGUCGUCGCCUCCGCUCCCAGCCAGUUUUGUCACGCGUUGCGGGACGUCGCGCGGCGACCGGACCUUCAGCAGACCCCCAGCAGAGGCAGUCCUCCCUGCCCACGCGACGGAUGGAAAAGUGCGAACGGCGGGGCGACGGGGGGGGCACCGCUGUACGGGGGCAGCAGGAGGGCUGCGAAAGGCGCGGGAGCUGCAGCGCUUCGCAGCAUCUCUGAGACCCGCAGAGAGAGACCAGCAGCAGCGGAGAGACCAGCAGCGGCAGAGAGAGUCCUGCAGUGCGGCGGAAGUGGGACACUGGAGGAGGUCAGGGUGUCCAGUCAGUGCUGGACCACGUGGACAGAGCAGCGCAGGGACUGGGAGGACAAAGAAGCUGAUCUGCAUCACUUGAGCCUUGAGCUUUUUUUUUGAAUAAAUGAAAUGGAUGGUUCCUCUGGCACUUUGGAUGACAGCAUUUCGGCGGCAAGUGCCUCGGACGUGCAGGACCGCCUGUCUGCGCUGGAGCUGCGGGUGCAGCAGCAGGAAGAUGAGCUGACGGUGAUGAAGGCCGCUCUGGCCGAUGUCCUGAGACGUCUGUCGCUCCCUGAGGGGCCUGUCCCUGGCAGGAAGACCCCCAGCAAGGGUCAGAGCAUGCUGCGUGAGGCCUACUCCAUGUCAUGCAUCGCAAACGGGAGUUCCGUCGGCCACAAGCUGGGUCACAGAAACGGCUCCUCGGUGUCCCUCAUCCGGAAGGAGACGUUGUCCUCAGCAGCCAAGAGCAGCAGAAAGCGGGGGUCAAGGAUGGAACGGUCGAAGAGCAGCACAUGGGAGAGGGCGGAGGAGAGCCGGGGAAAGCUGGUGAAGGCGGCAUCAACCUCCAAGCUCUUGGCCAAAGGGACGAAGAGCAUGGAGAAGCACUGGGACCCUGUGAUCAGUCAAGAUGGAGACCAUAUUAAGAUGUUCAUCCGAGGACGCCCCAUCACCAUGUCCAUCCCAUCCAGUGUGGAGAACUAUGAAGAUAUCUGUGUGGAGCUUCCAUCAGAGACACUGAAGCUGGAGUGGGUGUAUGGCUACAGGGGUCGUGACUGCCGAGCCAACAUACACCUAUUGCCCACUGGGGAGGUCGUGUACUUUAUUGCCUCAGUAGUUGUGCUCUUCAACUAUGAGGAGAGGACACAGCGCCACUACCUGGGACACACCGACUGCGUCAAAUGCCUUGCUGUUCACCCUGAUAAGAUUCGCAUCGCCACUGGACAGACUGCUGGAAUGGACAAGGAUGGAAGGCCUCUGCAGCCCCAUGUCAGAGUUUGGGACUCGGUCAGCCUGUCCACCCUGCAGGUCAUUGGGCUUGGAACCUUUGAGAGAGGAGUUGCAACGUUGGCUUUCUCUAAAGCUGACUCAGGCAGCCAUCUAAGUGUCAUUGAUGACUCCACUGAGCACACGCUGACUGUGUGGGACUGGCAGAAGAAGUCCAGGAUAGCUGAGAUUAAGACCACAAACGAGACAGUGCUGGCAGUGGACUUCCACCCCACAGACACCAGCACCAUUGUCACUUGUGGAAAAUCACAUGUCUUCUUCUGGACCUGGAACUGCUCGUCACUAGUCCGCAAGCAGGGCAUCUUUGGGAAAUACGAGAAGCCGAAGUUUGUCCAGUGUGUCGCUUUCCUCCCUAGUGGAAACAUCUUGACAGGUGAUUCGGGGGGGAUUCUGCUGGUGUGGAGCCGCAGCACUGCUAUGGAUCUUGCUCCAGGGAAGGGUCCAAAAGUGAACAUGUUUCAGAUCAGUCAUCAGAUCAAGGCUCACGAUGGAAGCCUGUUUACCAUGUGCCAGAUAAGAAAUGGGAUGUUGUUGACAGGAGGAGGAAAGGACCACAGGAUCAUCCUGUGGGACCAUGACCUAAACCCGGAGAGGGACAUUGAGGUCCCUGACCAAUAUGGAGCCAUCCGUGCUCUGGCAGAAGGAAAAGGAGAUGAGUUUUUUGUUGGGACAUCUCGCAACUUCAUACUGAGAGGAACGUUUAAUGAUGGCUUCCUGGCAGAAGUACAGGCUCACACAGAUGAACUGUGGGGGCUUGCCUCGCACCCUUUCAAGCAUCUAUUCCUCACUUGUGCUCAGGACAGGCAGGUGUUCCUGUGGAAUGCUGUGGACCACUGCCUGGAAUGGACUAAACUUUUGGAUGAACCAGGGCACUGUGCAGAUUUCCACCCUGGUGGUGCUGUCGUGGCUAUUGGGACUCACUCAGGAAAGUGGUAUGCUUUGGAUGCAGAGACAAGGGACCUGGUUGCUAUCCAUACCGAUGGUAGCGAACAGCUGUCUGUCAUUCGUUACUCCACAGAUGGCGCACUACUAGCAGUGGGGUCACAUGACAACUUCAUUUAUAUCUACACCGUUUGGGAGAAAGGGCGACGGUACAGCAGACACGGGAAGUGCGCCGGUCAUUCCAGCUACAUCACGCAUCUUGACUGGUCCACUGACAGCACCUGCAUCAUGUCCAACUCAGGAGACUAUGAAAUACUUUACUGGGACAUUCCAAAAGGGUGCACACUGAUCAGGAACCGCUCACAGUGCAAAGAUGUGGACUGGGCCACUUACACCUGUGUGCUGGGAUUCCAGGUGUUUGGUGUAUGGCCCGAGGGUUCCGAUGGUACAGACAUCAACGCCCUGGUCAGGUCUCACAACCGCAAGAUACUCGCGCUUGCGGAUGACUUCUGCAAAGUGCACCUGUACCAGUACCCCUGCUCCCGGCCCAAGGCUCCGAGCCAUAAGUACAGCGCCCACAGCAGUCAUGUGACCAACGUCAGCUUCCUGUAUGACGACGGCCAUCUAGUGACCACAGGGGGCAAGGACACCAGUGUGAUUCAGUGGUGUGUGGUGGAGAAGAACCAUUCAUUGGUCUUGGGGGAGGGCCUUACCUUGGGAUUGGGGGAGGGAGUAACUCAGAGACCCUCCCACUGGGGUGGAACUUCACACACAGAAUCCACCCAGCAGCGCAGCUUGGUCAUUCCCACUAAGCCCAGACCAAAUGAACAACACAAACUCUCUCCUGAUACCCCGCCGACUUCUGGCAGCACACUAAGUGCUGAAGACAGCCUGGAGCAGCGGAGUGAUGACACAGCCACACCAGUUGAUGAGCAUGCUCCUUCCCUUCCCUUGUAAAGUGCUAGAGUUUGCUGCAGUGACAUCUAGUGGCACCUGGAUGUCACUGCAGUAUAGUGGGCAGCUGCCAACCUACUUUUAGAGAUGUUGGGAGAAAACAUUAAUUACUCAUAUUGUUGUGACAUGAACAGCACUGAUGAGUUUGUUGAGAGAGAAGGAAGGGGAAAAUAACAAAUACACAAAGACAUGUUAAAGCUGAGAUAAAAACACCAGUAAACACAAAAAUCCUCUUGUACAUGUUCCACUGAGAUAACGCUUUAUGUCCUGAUUCAGUUUUACAGAUUGAUUCACUGUCGGGUGUAUCGGUUCCUCCGAACUCUGAAUAUAGCAAGUCCGAGGUCACAUGCAUGACUCUUAGAGGGCAGAGGAAUGCAUUUUCUCACUCUGGAGUCAUCUUCACAAGAGAACCUUGUGGAAAACAAGGAAUAACCUGUUGGAGUCCAAGACUUUUGUUGCUUUCAAGUGGACUGAUUCAGUUACUUGAAGAAUCUCCAGUCUCACUUUCAAGCAGAUGUGGGAUGAAAUAUGGAUCUGAAAUGAGGAUGAGGAGGAGAACAGACACAACAGGCAUGUGGAGAGUAAUGUCAGCAUAUAACAUAAGGCAAUGACAGCAUAAAGUAAUGUACAACAAUGAAACUUACCAUUUUUAUUAUGCAUCUGGAAAUGUCAGGAGAUAAUUGAUGUUAUGAAAACUGCUGAAGUCAAGAGAAUAACAGAAAUGUGUUUUAAUGGCUCAUUUGUACGGGUGUGAUCUGGAGCAUUUAUUGCACUGAAAUUUAAAUGGUCAAACAAUCUCAAGGGUAGACUUUUAUUUUCAGAUGGAUCUUGUUUAUCUUAUUAAUUAUUUUCAAGUAGAAAUUGAAGUAUUCAAAAGCUACACUUCUGCAAACCAUAGUCAAAUAAAUUGCCAAAAACAGUAGUUAUAGACAUCUCCACCAUGAUGGCAUUUUAGUUCCAGAGACCUUCACUGGACAGAUCUUUAGAGCUCCAAAGUUUCUUCCAUCAUUUUUUAAAUAAGGAGAGAAAUGUGGAAACAGUUUAUCAGUGAAAAUGUCUUUAAAAGUGUUGAUGUGUGACAUCUCAGUGGGGUUGAAGAAGGACGCCUUCACCGUGUCAUAAUCCAGUUGAACCUGGAUCCUCUGGGGUUUCUUCUUCAACAUAAGAUGUGCAGCUGUUGAAUCACAGGCAACAUCUGCAUCCUCACUCCUCAGAAAUAAA
Molecule: messenger RNA, 4465 nt
Organism: Scleropages formosus (Asian bonytongue)
Lineage: Eukaryota; Metazoa; Chordata; Actinopteri; Osteoglossiformes; Osteoglossidae
Product: echinoderm microtubule-associated protein-like 4
Exons: 22
Coding region: 533-3247 (904 amino acids)
Biological process (GO): microtubule cytoskeleton organization
Cellular component (GO): mitotic spindle
Molecular function (GO): microtubule binding
Source: RefSeq, a predicted model, not a curated record